GCUUGAACGGAUUGGUAAAUACCAACCCAAAAUGGUAAAUACCAUUUCCAUUUGGUUAUCCGCUUGAAUUGAAUUUGAUUUUAGUUUCGUGUCGGUACUGUCGGUGGGUCCGUGCCACGAUGUCCGUGCCAAACCAACAACUGCAGAUGACAGGAUAUUAGGUUAUGUUGAUAUCUCAGUGAUUUUUGUGAAUGCUACAAAUUUAAAAUUUUGUUUCCCUUGUAUAUUUGGGAAUAUUUAAAUUAGUUGAUAAUUGAAAACAUGAGUACACAACAUAACUGCGAAGAUUUGACAGAUAUAGCUCCAAAGAAAAUUAAAUUUGGAGAGGAUCUGUUAAAAACCCUAGAGAAGCACAAACAAAUUGAAGGAUCUCAGAAACUAGUUAAAAAAAUCGGUCAAGAACUCAAAUUCCUUAAAAAGACAUACAAGAGUAAUGCAAUAAAAAAAGAACACCUGCAGUGUUCAAAUUUAACUCAUUUCUCUGCCCUUAUCAAUAUUUUAAAUACUGUGCAGAACUGCCAAAGUGUUACAAAAGUCUUCAUGUUAGAAGAUAGGAAGAUCACAGUGGAUAUUGUCAGUGAUGGUGGAUUGACUUGGACUAAAGUUAUUGCAAGGAAUCCAAAGUCUGUCAGCCAAAUCUGUAUGGGAAAUGCUAGUUAUGGGGUCAAGAGUAUCAUAGAUCAGGCUGGGGAGUAUGUGGAGUGUGCAAAACUAUAUCCCUGUCUCUUCCAAACCCCAAAAAUUGUUUUUGUUUUUACAAAUGGCAUCAAUUCACAAAUUGCAUCAAAACUGGAAAAUAUUGGGAUUACAGUUCGAGGUGAAAGAAUAUGUGACCAGAUGGUUUUAUCUUCCUCAGAAUCAGAUGCUAGUGAUUAUGAGCAUGAUAACAUAGAUAGAAAAGUUUCAAAUGUUGCAGAUUUAUCAACAAAAGAUAUUUCAAACAUAUCUAAAAUAAACUUAGAUGUGUCUGCAAUGUUGGCAUACUGUAGUUCUGUGACAAAUGGAAGUGCUGUUUUAUAUGACUUCAAUGUACCUGUUCUUAAACAGCAAGCAGAGUGGGAAAGACUCAGACCUCAGAAACCAAUUUUGGAUGGAUUUUUCAAAGGUAUUUUCAAAGAGACCAUGCUGUGUUCAUACCACAGCCAACCUUCACAUGUUGUAGGUAAAACAUUGUACUGUUGUCAAACUGCUAUCGAUAACUUCAUCAAUAUUGUGGAUACUGUAGGAGGUCCCAAUGAAAGAAAACGAGCUAAAGAUCUAAUAGACAGGUUGACUGUGUUACCUGAUAAUGCUAAUUGCAAAAUGACUAGUGAAAAUGAUAAUCAUCAGGAAUUAUUCAAUAAAGUGCAAUAUACAGAACAAAAAGCCCUGGAUAUUGGUGGUAAAAUUAAACAGAGAUCCUUGACUAUAUUCACAUUUGGUGAUAGAAUACAGGCUGUAACAGUUACAGCAAAUGAUGGAUUUGUAAGAUCAGCUAAACAACAAGGAAUCAAUUUUGUUGUAUACAUCCAUGAAUCUAGGGCGUUAACUGAACAGAAAGAAAUGGCUAAAGCUAUUCCUCUAAAUAGCAAUAAAACUUGAAAUACGUAUAUUUAUAUACUUUGCUUGUUUUAUGUAUUUAUAAAUGCUAGAGAAGUAUUUUCUAAAAUGAUUGUGAUAUAUUUUGUUGAAUUUAUUUUCCAUGAUCUAAAUAAAUCAAUUAUCAUCAAACCCAUUUCAAGUUUAUCGCUAUAAAUCAGAAUAGAAAGUAUCAUAAAAUUUAUAAAACUAAUCUUGUUGUAGAGGUUAUAAAAUGUGGUUAAUGGGUACUGAGUUAUUUCUCAAAGAAAGGGGUGCUUAUCAUUUGAAUAUUUUAUGUAGUUACUGCCGAUUAGAUCUAUGAUAUUAAUUUAACCGAUUUAUAGGAAUUAUGGAUGUUGCUCCGAAAAGAAUUCUAGAAAAUUAUCCUAACUACUUGGCCAUAAAUGCAUAGAAAGUAGCAUGGCAGUCGCUAAUUAUUUUCAUAAGUGCUGUCAGUUUUAGCUUAUAUAUCUUGAAAAUAUUAAUUAUGGGAAAUGUCAAGAACAUUAUGUUUUGUGAUAUUAUUGAAUGUAUGACCAUCGUUGGCCAAG
Molecule: messenger RNA, 2111 nt
Organism: Acanthoscelides obtectus
Lineage: Eukaryota; Metazoa; Arthropoda; Insecta; Coleoptera; Chrysomelidae
Source: the annotation of a GenBank genome assembly